CAUUAAUAGUAACGUAUGCAAAAUAUGUAACCGGCAGAUCGAGAGUGCGCGAGUGUUAAUACGUGACUAUAUUAUGUAAUAAAGAUUUUCUUCUACGUUUUUUUUUUUUAGACAGGGUUUUAAAUAAUGCUCUUAAGCAAAUAAUGCUGGCGCGUUAAGCUUUUUACGCCCAUCCCAAAAGCGGCGAAUUUAAAGUGAAUGUGGAUUACAAUUAUUAUGUCAUGUGUCGAAGCCGUGCAGGAACUGCUAAUCAUUCUGAUUAAGCGAGAGAGAAUUCAAAACAAACGUCGGUACUUGAAACAAGCGGUUACAUAACAGACGCAAAAAUUCUGAUAUUUCUUUGAUUUAUUUUGUUAUUAGAAUAAAUUUAUAAUAUUCAAGGCUGUAAAAAAUCAGUACGAUUACUCCUCACAGAGAAAUCAGUGUAUUAUUCACUAAAAAAACUAUGAUUAGUUUGGUUACAGUGCUACAACUAUAUCAAUCAGUGAUAUAUACAUUAUCUUUCAGCGAUAAUAUAUUGAUCGUGAGAGUACUCCCUUCUUAAUCGGAAUCACUAGAAAACAGCGAAUAGUCUGAUAAUCGCAAUUAAAAGUAUAGCAUCAUAAAUCAGUGACUAGUUCAGAUUUGGGGAUCACUCGUUUACGUAAUGCGAAGGCCAACGAUACGCUUGUCUAAUCAGGAUAUCGAUAUCGGGCAGACCAGAAAAUAAAAUUACGGAUAGAAUUAUAUAUGUUGGAUGAUAAGAAUUCGCGAACAUCUAGCGCGUGUGUACGAAUGGUGAACGCAGAUGUGAUUUUAAUAUGAAACACGUUUCAAACCUUCCUCAUCUGAGAACGUGACCGGCAUGCUGACCGUUAAAAUUCAAUCUCCCAUUUACUUGCGCUGCUUCGAUCGGUUUUAAGUGAAAAAAAGAGUCGACGAGCUUCCUUGUUUUAGGAAUUGUUUUGCGCGACGAACUCUCACGUUGUACACGAGAAACAUCUACUCUGAAGAGCCUUAUAAUGCCAAUUAAAUAUUCCACCGCACAUGAUUUAACAUUUGUAACACGUAGCCGUGAGUUUCCUAAUGAACUUCACUUAUGCUAACAGCUCGAAAUUCUUAAAACUUAUUGGAAUUACGGUAUAUCAAUUCUUCCCGCGUAAAAUUGCAUUUACAGUCUCGAGUUUUACAAGGAAAAUCGACGUAUUGUCCAUCAAUAUUGACGAUGCUGAAUUUACUUCCGAAUUUUCAGCUCUACGUGCUAUUAAACUGUGUGCGCAGCUGCUGAGAUCGUGUCUGGCAUGCAAGUCCCCGUUGCAAUUUGAAUUAAUUCGCAACACCUGCCUAUUGUUAUGGUCACGAUUGUGUCAUCUCGAACGCGCAGUCAUCACAAUGGUGAUGCAAUAAUUAAGGCGAUCAAUAAAGGUAGAAAAGACAAGUGAUCACGAAAAAGCACUGACAAGUUUUAUCUUCAUUUCUGUUUAAUGAUAUAUGAAGAGUAGUCACGUGUAUUAAUUUUUAGAGAGCAAAGGAUCUACUUUUAAAAUCUCAGCUUUUCUCUGAGUCUCAUAGAAUGAAAAUUGCCCUUGUGCAAUUUUCGAUUUGCCUCUAUAGAGUCAAAAUUUAUUCCCAUAGGAAUUUUAGGAAGGAGUGAUUUUUCACUAUUUUGAAGUUUCUAAGUUAUUUAGAGAGUAAGAUUUAUUUCAUUGUAUUUCUUGCUCCAAAAUAUGACGCUAUUUUAUAGCGCCUCUAAAGGGACUUCCUGUAAAACUUAAUUAUCUUCAGGGAGAUCUUAUGCAAUUUUUUGCUUGUCACUUGACGAGAAAUAAUAAACUGUUUCCAGCGAGAAAAUAUAGAGAAAAUAUGCAUCAGAUUUACAUUUACAGUGUAGACAGAUUUGAAAACAACGUUCUAUUAUUUUGCUUUGAUUAUAAUUUUAGAAAUUCUAAGUCGAGCUACUUGAGUAAAGUUGUAAAGACAUAUUUCACCGAACGUUGAAAUAAUGUCGCGUGUAAUUUUCACUAAAAUCUCCAAAUCAGGUUGAAAAACCCGAUGAUAGAGGAAAGUGUGAGAAAUCUAGAGCAAAAUUAGAUAACACUAUAAAUCCAGAAGCAAACGUUCAUCAAUGUGGCUUUCGUGGGAUGAGAACUUGGAAAAUCCUAACAGAACAGCUUCCGCGUUAACGAUACAUUUGCAUACGCGUGGAAGUGUGAUUAAGCCUAUUAGCGGAAAAUAAUCAGCACAAACACGACAUUAUUAAUGACUGAUUAUCACAUAAUAAUAUGCAGAGAGAGAAAAGACGCGCGUUGCCUCAAGUUUUCCCCAUCUUUUUUUAUCCGUCUCAUUCAAUUUCCUCGUAGAUUGCGAAUUCCUUCCAGCGACCUAUUCACUGUUGUUAAAUCGGUCAAUUUAAUGUCGAGGAGAAUUAUAAUAACAGAUUUUUGUUCUCGGCUUAUUACUUACUUUGGUAUGUAUAAUAAAACAAAAAAGAGAAUUCCACUGGCAUGGCAAUUAAUGAAAAUACGUUGAAUUGAUGAAUCCUGGAAUAUAGGGAUAUAGGUCACGGAUAUUCAGAAUGAUCUUUGACGCUCAAAAUUUUUCCAAUACUUUCAAUAUUGAUGAGAUAUGAUAUAUCGUGGAUAAGAUAUAAUAAAAACCUGAAUAAUGUUCCUAACAUUAAUUAUACGUGAUAACAUUUAUAAAACUAUUUAUAAAUGUACUACUCCUCGAUACAUACGAUACAUACGAUACGUACUGAAUAUUCACGUUUUGUUUAUUACUUAUUCAUCCUUUCUCUUCUCAUUAGAUAAUACAUUUUUAUUUGUAAUAGCAAUAUAUUUAUACUUUAAAAAGAUGUUUAGACGUUAAGAUAGCAAAACAUUAACAAAAAUACAGUACUGUACUUUUAAUAUUAAAUAGUAAAAUUGAGGUAAAUAGAGAUCUUUAUUCGUAAUAAUUUCCAAAAAUAAAUUUGUGCUACCAGAAAUAAAACAUCGCGUAACGUUGGCUCACGUCCGUAAGUGUGUCGUCGCAGUCACGAAGUCACUUGAGCAAUUAUACAGGGCAUCGAGUUAAUUAUAUGUCUCAAUACGGACGAGCCAUAAAAAGUCUUGGAUGACUAUUAUCUUUCAACGUUCACGAUAUUCGCGUUGUAUUAAAAAAAAACGUAAAAAGCCAGUGUUAUCGUUUGAUAAACAGCGCAACCUUAAGAGAAUUGCGCGUGCAGGCAGCGUGACAUUAACAAAGUUGCAGUUGUUAAUCCUAAAAAAGUUUACGCACUUUAGGAAUAAUUUAUUCACGGACCGCAAACCCGCUGACAUCGUUUCUGCAACAUUUAUCUUAACACUCAAAGUUUCCCGUGUCACGAGUGCACUAUAAAUAGAUUGCAUGUUCUUCGGCCACGAUUAAACCAACAAGAACGGUUCAAUUGAAUUUCUAUCUAUGCACUUGUAUCCAUCUAAGUGCAAAAUAACGAUGUGCACGUUCUGCUUUCUGAGCUCACACUGAUCGAGCGCCACUUAAUAAAAAUCACUUGAUAAAAAUGUUACUUGAUAAAAAUCAAGCCGUUAUGAUUUGCCGUUUGUCCGAUAAAAUACUGUUGCAUUUUGAAGUACAGUUUGUGCGUUAUAAACGAUAAAAAGCGAUUAGUUUAUCUGCGAAUUGAAUUUACAUGAACGAGUCAUAGUCGGAGCGAGGAGCCUAUCAACAGUUCUCUCCCUACUACGAUAUAAAACAGCGACGCUUCAUAACAUAAUGACAGUUAAUACUAGAACAUUUACGCGAGCGAACGUUAGGAAGUAAAAAUUACAUGAACGGUCUCAUAGAAGAGAUAAAACGCAAAGUAGACCGAGUGACAAUAAGGGAAUCAUUUUUUUUCACGGAGAUUGGUGAUACGAAGAUAUCUACGCGUGCAAUAACGUUAAAGCUUUAUAAAGCUGUUAAAAAUCUCAAGAUAUAUGAUAUUGGCGACUAAACAACAACCAAUCUACAUAAAAGAAGACUUAACCCCAGUUUCCCAGAAGUUCCACGUAGAAAAUACAAUGAAAACGCAGACAUCACUCGAUUUGCUUCCUGUUAAAAAUCUGGACGCGUUGUUAAUGCAAACAUACGGUCCCGAUUUUCGAAUACACGAUGUGGAAUGGAAACAUCUAACAGACCCAGGAGAAAACUUCGGUAGCAUAAUAUUAGCCGUCAAUAUCAGCGCGGAACAGAAUGACAGGAAGAGAACUUUAAACGUAGUUGUCAAACUACCGCCGAAAUCGACGUACUUGCUAGAUUUGUUCGACAGUCCGUUAACAUUCAAGAAGGAAUUGGAAUUUUAUACCAUAGUGGCACCAGAAUUUUUGAAACUCCAAAACGAAAGCGGAAUUUCCCGGGAAGCUUUGAGCGCUAUCGUGCCGCAAUUUUUAGGCGGCAGAUUAGGUUUGCAAGACCCGCAGCGUUUCGACGAGCAGGCAGCUAUCGUCUUGGAAAAUCUAAAAAGUCACAAUUAUAUAACACAAGACCGCAUUGUAGGUCUGGACAAAAUGCACAUGGAUUUUGCGAUAAGCCAUUUAGCUAAGCUGCACGCCAUAACGAUCGGCUUGAAGUUCAAGAAACCCGAGUUCUUCAAGAAAACGGUGCUACCCAUUCUAGAAUUUAACAUGAACAAUGCCGCGGAGAGAGGAACCCAGGAUAUGAUACAAAAGGCGCAUAACGAUUACAAGCACAUGAAAGAAGCGGAAACUUAUCUAGAUAGAAUCCAGAAAACAAUCGAAUUCGCACACAACAACGUGACACCGGAAGAACCGUGGGCGACACUGGUGCAUCAUGAUUUCUGGGUAAAUAAUAUGAUGUUCAAAUACGACGAGUCGGGCAAGCCAAUCAAUAUGAAAAUUGUGGACUUCCAACUGACGGUCUACAACUACGGUGUCGACGAUCUCGUAUUUUUCCUCAUAUCCAGUUCCCGGAAGGAUGUACUCGACAAUCAUCUCGACGACAUGAUUGACUUCUAUUACGACUCUUUCAUCGAGAGUUUAAAAUCGCUAAGUGUAGAUACAAACGCGUUUCCCAAGAGCCAAUUUAUGGAGCAAUUGAAUCAAUAUGCACCCAUCAAAUUUAGCCAGUGCAUCAUGAUGGUGCAAGUGAUACAAGCGGCGCGUGGCUCCGUUUCACAGACGGAGUCCGAAACGGCGGAUAACUGCGUUUUCGCAGGCGGGCUAGACGAUGAUAAUUAUAAACAAAAACUGUUGCACGUUUUACAUACAUUCGAUCGGAAGGGAUGGCUCGUGAAUUGAUUAAACGCGAAAUUUUAUCCGUAACAAAUCAAUUUGUAGGGAAAAAAUUUCUCUUAUUUUUUAAUAUAAAAAUAAAUUAAAAGAAAGAAAAUAUAUUGAUAAGUACAAAUAGGAUUCAUAGAAUCAUGUUAAAAUUGUAUAUAAACAUAUGACAAAAAUUUUUAGACAAUAUUAAAUGAUAAGACAAUAUUAGAUAACAAACUAAAAGGACCAAAGCUAACAAAUGAUUGAUUUUAUUCAAUCAAUAAUUAAGACUAGAUUUAAUAAUAGAAAUAUUAACAUAAACGAUGCAAUUUAUUUGUCACGACGCAAAAAUGCGACUGAUAUAUUUUUAAUGGCAUUUUUAAAUAUUUAUAACAUUUUAAAAAUCACAUUUUUUUAAAGACGUAUCAUAAAGAUAUAAUCGUUAGUAUAAUGUGCAUGUAAAACUUGCAACUCAAUUUUACUUUUUUAAACGGAAAAUAUUAUCACCUUUUAUCGCAUUCAAAACUCUUUGCAUUCUUUAUAAUAAUAAUAAGUUUCAUAUGUAUCACUUAUAAAACAAAGAAAAUACAGAAAAAUUAAUGACGUUUGUGUAAAUAUUGUAAAUUAGAAAACAAUGCUUUAUAACAUGACUUUUAAUAAAUAAAAAAUUUUAAAUAUGUAUACAAUAAAAUUCAUUAUUGAUUUUUAUUCACAGAUUAUCAAUCACAAAAUAAUUAUUGCAAAAUAUAAUUUAACUUCGUACGAAUGCAUUUAUAUUCCUCUUGAAAAUGUUUCAGAAUGCUGGUUACGUUCCUAUCAUUUUAUGAGCACUCAUUCACGACAGCAUUCUCAGAUUGCGCGCACGGCACUCGAGAUUAAUAAAAGAAACGUUAUAUUAUGAUUUAAUCGGCUCAGAAAUCUCUCAACGUCUUAUAUUCAUCUAUUUUCAUAUCGAUUUUUCUUGCUCCCAAUUUACCCAUGCAAUGCAGAUGCAACGUUAUUAUAUACUCUUUGUUACUAUUAUUGUUAUUGCUAUGAAUAAUAUUACACGUACUGCUAUGAA
Molecule: messenger RNA, 6282 nt
Organism: Monomorium pharaonis (pharaoh ant)
Lineage: Eukaryota; Metazoa; Arthropoda; Insecta; Hymenoptera; Formicidae
Exons: 3
Coding region: 3936-5255 (439 amino acids)
Source: RefSeq, a predicted model, not a curated record